CACCCAUUUUGAGAGUUGUUUUGCUGUGCCUCCUUUUCCUCCCUUAAAUGAUUACUGUAAACAACACUUCAAACAAACUAGGAAAUAUUCGAUUUGUCUGUAUAUCUGAUACACAUGGUAAAAUUGGGUUUGACGUUCCUGACGGUGAUGUACUCAUCCAUGCUGGUGAUAUAACUAGAAGAAGCACAAUGAAAGAAUUUGAAGAAUCCUUUCGCUGGUUAUCAACACUACCCCACAAACUCAAGAUUAUAACAGCAGGAAACCAUGACCACUUUCUCGAUCCCAUCUUUGGCAUGGUAGAACAAAGACAAACAGUUUUGACCAUGAUGGAGCAUUACGGGCUUACAUAUUUGGAACAUGAAGCUUUUCAAUUACCACCGGAAUUCGGGUCGUUUACAAUGUUCGUUUCGCCUUAUUCGCCUAUUCAUUUGGGAGGAGCAUUCAUGUUGACCGAUAUGUCUGAAAUAUGGAAUGAUCUCCCACAUGUUGAUAUUCUAGUUACCCAUACACCGCCUUUUGGAUUCAACGAUGAAGUUAUUCGUGGAAAGCGUCAUGUCGGAUGUAACUAUUUAAAACAACAGAUAGAUACAGUCAUCAAACCAAAGGUCUCUAUUUGUGGACAUAUCCAUGAGGCAUAUGGCUAUACAUUUGAUGAAAAUGGCGUAUUAUUCAUCAAUGCUUGUCUAUCUGACCAUAAAUAUAGAGCAGUAAAUAAGCCAAUCACAUUUGACCUGUAAAAAAUAAAAUAAUUGAAAAACUCCAAAUUAU
Mucor mucedo is the source of this 768-nucleotide messenger RNA. RefSeq names its product Metallo-dependent phosphatase-like protein. Bases 48 to 737 code for a protein of 229 amino acids. The transcript has 3 exons. Lineage: Eukaryota; Fungi; Mucoromycota; Mucoromycetes; Mucorales; Mucoraceae. The record is from RefSeq and is a predicted model, not a curated record. Gene Ontology annotation, molecular function: hydrolase activity.